AUGCAUAUGAAACAUUUCCCUACGAAUAGUCUACUAUUACUAGGUCCUUUAUUUGUACUUGCCACGGAUUUUGCAUUGACCCGAUUUUCACUGACUGGAAGUGCAAAAAAAUUAGCACGCAAAACUACUAGCUCAACACCAUCAACAAGUUACCUCCCAUCGUAUAAUCCCAGGACUUAUAGAUCAAACUGGAUCCAAGAAUGGGAAGAGUCAAAGGGCAAAUGA
This is a messenger RNA of Lodderomyces parapsilosis, 225 nucleotides long. RefSeq lists its product as uncharacterized. Bases 1 to 225 code for a protein of 74 amino acids. Lineage: Eukaryota; Fungi; Ascomycota; Pichiomycetes; Serinales; Debaryomycetaceae. The record is from RefSeq and is a predicted model, not a curated record. The transcript has a single exon.